GAGUUCUGUGAGCAAACUCAUCAAUCAAAGGAUCAGGAACUUGGUUUUUUGGUCAGAUUGAGAGAUAUGAAAGGCUUUGUGAUCUUCAUCACUUUUUUCUCACUUCUGUUGUUUGCAAGUAGAAUAGAAUCAAGACCCGAGCCAGGAGAUCAGCAAGGGAGAAAUCUGAUCAAAGACGAGGCAUUGCUCGAAGCAAUUAAAGGUCUUCUUAGUCAUUCUGAGAAGAACAUGGAUUGUAAUGAAACUUUGAAGCCUGAAGAUGAAAAGCUUUUCGUUAAGGAUAUCGAGCCUCGACCGCAAGCCACGUUUUAUCCAAACGACAUCAAAACAAAAGAGUCUGGCAGAAAUGAGAAGCCAUUUGCUGAAGAUUUUGAGCCAAGAUCUAAUCUGUCUAUCUACAACAACUAAUUAUAAUGGAAGCCAAAAUAAGAUAAUUAAUUUAUAGCCUGUGUUGCUUGGAGAGUUCUUGCUUUGUAAUGUUUAUCUUUCUCUUGUGUGUGAGAUGUAAUAUCUGUUUCUGGAUUGCUAUGGAUAAUAAGUUGUGUGUAUAGUGAGUUUGGUCAAGGGAGAUGGGAAAUCUAUCUCUUAUUUAGUGCAGCUUUUGAGAUGUUUGUAUGAUUGUCUUCCAAGUUCAUGCAGAAUAAAGGGAACUCUCUGUGAAUUUCAUUCCUCCA
Molecule: messenger RNA, 674 nt
Organism: Momordica charantia (bitter melon)
Lineage: Eukaryota; Viridiplantae; Streptophyta; Magnoliopsida; Cucurbitales; Cucurbitaceae
Source: RefSeq, a predicted model, not a curated record